GUUUUGUACUUGCUACCCGACGCUAACUUCAGCAUGCUCAAAAGGAAGCAGAGUUCCAGGGUGGAAGCCCAGCCGGUUACUGACUUUGGCCCUGAUGAAUCUCUGUCAGACAACGCUGACAUACUCUGGAUUAACAAGCCAUGGGUUCAUUCUUUGCUGCGCAUCUGUGCCAUCAUCAGUGUCAUUUCUGUCUGUAUGAACACUCCAAUGACAUUUGAACACUAUCCUCCUCUUCAGUAUGUGACCUUUACUUUGGACACUUUAUUGAUGUUUCUCUACACAGCAGAGAUGAUAGCAAAAAUGCACAUUCGUGGUAUCAUCAAGGGCGACAGUUCCUAUGUGAAAGAUCGCUGGUGUGUUUUUGAUGGAUUUAUGGUCUUUUGCCUUUGGGUUUCAUUGGUGCUACAGGUAUUUGAAAUUGCUGAUAUAGUUGAUCAGAUGUCACCUUGGGGCAUGUUGCGGAUCCCACGACCACUAAUUAUGAUCCGGGCAUUCCGUAUUUAUUUCCGAUUUGAACUACCAAGGACCAGAAUUACAAAUAUUUUAAAGCGAUCAGGAGAGCAAAUAUGGAGUGUAUCAAUUUUCCUGCUUUUCUUUCUACUUCUUUAUGGAAUUCUAGGUGUUCAAAUGUUUGGAACAUUCACCUAUCACUGUGUGGUAAAUGACACUAAGCCAGGAAAUGUAACCUGGAAUAGUUUAGCUAUUCCAGAUACACACUGCUCACCAGAAUUAGAAGAAGGCUACCAAUGCCCACCAGGAUUUAAAUGCAUGGACCUUGAAGAUCUGGGACUUAGCAGGCAAGAGCUGGGCUACAGUGGCUUUAAUGAGAUAGGCACCAGCAUCUUCACUGUCUAUGAGGCUGCCUCGCAGGAAGGCUGGGUGUUCCUCAUGUAUCGAGCAAUUGACAGCUUUCCCCGAUGGCGUUCCUACUUCUAUUUCAUCACUUUAAUUUUCUUUCUUGCCUGGCUUGUUAAGAAUGUGUUCAUUGCUGUCAUCAUUGAAACAUUUGCAGAAAUCAGAGUGCAAUUUCAACAAAUGUGGGGAUCGAGAAGCAGCACUACUUCAACAGCCACCACACAGAUGUUUCAUGAAGACGCUGCUGGUGGAUGGCAGCUAGUAGCUGUGGAUGUCAACAAGCCCCAGGGACGUGCGCCAGCCUGCCUCCAGAAAAUGAUGCGGUCGUCAGUUUUCCACAUGUUUAUCCUGAGCAUGGUGACUGUGGAUGUGAUUGUCGCUGCUAGCAACUAUUACAAGGGAGAGAACUUCAGAAGGCAAUACGAUGAGUUCUAUCUCGCAGAGGUAAGCAAUUCCCUGCAGUGCAAAUCACUUCUCAAAGCAAAGAUGAACCUCAGACAAUGCCUUUCAUACAUGUGA
Messenger RNA from Orycteropus afer afer, 1374 nucleotides. Its product is annotated as sodium leak channel non-selective protein-like. The record is from RefSeq and is a predicted model, not a curated record. Gene Ontology annotation, molecular function: monoatomic cation channel activity. Gene Ontology annotation, cellular component: membrane. Gene Ontology annotation, biological process: transmembrane transport; monoatomic ion transport. NCBI's taxonomy places the organism in Eukaryota, Metazoa, Chordata, Mammalia, Tubulidentata, Orycteropodidae.